AUGGUGGACCAGAGUAUUUUUACGGCAUUCCAGAUUGGGUGUACGAAGAAGAGGCCAAGCGGCGAGGCGCCUCCUGCUGGAGAAGAAAGUUACCCAGAAGUGCAACAACUGAAAUACCCCAAGGCCGGCUCGCCCAACCCAUUUGUAGACCUUCUGUUUUAUGAUAUGGCCCGGGGCGAUGUUUUCUCGGUCGAGAUUGAGGGAGGGUUUGCCGCGGAUGACUUGUUAAUUACUGAUAUCACGUGGGCUGGAAACAAGGUCCUCGUGAAGGAGACGAAUCGUGUCAGCGAUAUCAUGCGGGUUAUUCUAAUCGACGUCACUUCUAGGACGGGUAAGACGGUUAGGACAGUCGAUGUGGGCAAGCUAGAUGGUGGCUGGUUUGAAAUCUCACAUGAUACAACAUAUAUCCCGGCCGACCCUUCGAACGGUAGACCUGAUGAUGGCUACAUCGAUACUAUUAUCAAGGACGAUAGGGACCACAUGGCAUACUUCAGCCCUCUAGAUUCCGAAGAGCCUGUGAUGUUAACGUCAGGGAAUUGGGAAGUCGUGGCGGCACCUUCUGCAGUCGAUCUGAAGAAUAAUCUUGCAUACUUCGUUGCUACAAAGGAGUCCUCCAUCCAACGACAUAUUUAUAGUGUUAAGCUUGACGGAUCUCACUUAAAAGAGAUGAUCGAUGUCAGCAAGGAAGGUUAUUAUGAUGUUUCGUUUUCCGCCAAAGCUGGAUACGCCCUCGUCACAUACAAAGGGCCAAACGUCCCAACGCAAAAGGUCAUGAGCACUCCGGGCAACCCAGAGGCAAAGAAGCACGAGCUGCCAUUACUAGACUACGGUACUAUUACCAUAGAUGAUGUCGAGCUUAACUACCUCGAGCGCCGUCCAGCGCACUUCGAUCCGAAAAAGCGAUAUCCCGUGCUCUUCCAGCAGUACUCUGGUCCGGGCUCACAGUCGGUUGACAAGCGUUUCGCUGUCGACUUCCAGUCGUACGUUGCUUCCAACUUGGGCUACGUGGUUGUUACGAGGCUCAAGAUCAGAUCGCAGCAGCUAAGAUUCUGGGCUGAAAAGCCAUAUAUUGAUGAGUCGCGGGUUGCGAUUUGGGGAUGGUCAUACGGCGGGUUUCAGACACUCAAGACGCUGGAGCAGGACGCGGGCGCCACAUUUAAAUACGGCAUGGCGGUAGCGCCGGUAACAGACUGGCGCUUCUAUGAUAGCAUCUACACGGAGCGGUAUAUGCUCACGCCGCAACAGAACGGAAAUGGCUACGAUGGUACUGCAGUCAGCAACGUUACAGCCUUAGCGCAGAACGUACGCUUCCUUAUUAUGCAUGGUGUCGCAGAUGAUAACGUGCACAUGCAGAACACGCUCACGCUGUUAGACAAGCUCGACCUAGCUGGUGUCGAGAACUACGAUCUACAUAUGUUCCCAGACAGCAACCAUGGUAUUUACUUUCAUAAUGCGAAUCGCAUCGUUUACGAUAAACUAAACAACUGGCUCAUCAACGCAUUCAAUGGCGAAUGGUUGAAGGUCACGGAUGCGAAGCCUAUAACUAGUAAAGCGAAGAGAGAUAUAGAAAUAGUUAAGAAAUCGGGGAUCAAAGCCAGCGGUGGGCAGACGCUGCCGCUAUCAAGUUUAUCCGGGUUGGAUUUAUUAUAG
Molecule: messenger RNA, 1650 nt
Organism: Daldinia childiae
Lineage: Eukaryota; Fungi; Ascomycota; Sordariomycetes; Xylariales; Hypoxylaceae
Product: putative dipeptidyl-aminopeptidase B
Exons: 5
Coding region: 1-1650 (549 amino acids)
Biological process (GO): proteolysis
Molecular function (GO): serine-type peptidase activity; dipeptidyl-peptidase activity
Source: RefSeq, a predicted model, not a curated record